AUGUUAACUUUAAUGGAAGAACUAGAAGAGAAAGAAAUGGUUAAAUACGAUGAUUCACUAAAAAUUAAAAACUAUUCAACUUCAUUCAAUCUACUAUCAAAUGACAAAGUUCCAGACCUUCGAAAUCUAAAAUAUAAAACUAAUACUGAUCAUUUAAAUUGUCCUAUAUGUCAACAACCUUUCAUAAAUCCAUUAACAACAAUAUGUGGACAUACUUUUUGUAAAGAAUGUAUACAUGAAUGUUUAAAAUCACUACAUAAUAAUAAUAAUAAUAAUAACAACAACAACAACAACAAUAGUAAUAGCAAUAAUAACGAAAUUGUUACAAUAGGUCAUUGUCCUUUAGAUAGAACCCCAAUAGAUUCAGCAAAUAUAAAUGAUUUAUUCCCAACUCCUUUAAUAGUGACAAAUCUAAUAGAUGAUUUAAAAGUUUAUUGUUUGAAUCACGAAAGAGGUUGUGAUUGGUCUGGUAGUAGAUGGGAAGUUGAACAUCAUAUAUUAGAUAAAUGUCCAUAUACUGGAGUAAUUUGUAAUGGAAAAAGAAAAUCAAAUGAUGAACUUGAAGAAGAAAAAGAAGAAGAAGAUUUAAAAAGUGCAACAUGUUGUAAAUUAAUAGUUGAAAGAAGACAUUUUGAAGAUGUUAAAUUAAAUGAAUGUGUUCAUAAAAUAUUUAAAUGUGAAUUUUGUGAUGAAGAAAUAACAAAAAUAACAAAAUUAAAUCAUUUACAAAAGGAAUGUUUAUAUAACUACAAGACUUGUAAAAUAUGUGAUAAUGAUUCAAUACCUGAAAAAAAUUUAGAAAAACAUCAAGAAAAUUGUAUUAAAACUGGUAAAAUAAAAUGCCCAGCAAAUGAAAUUGGAUGUUUAUGGAUUGGUAAUAAUGAAACAUCUUUGGAAUUUCAUUUACAAAAUGGUAAUUGUCAAUUAAAUCAAUUUUUACCAUUUUAUAAAACCAUAAAUAAUAAAAUGAAUAAUUUAGAAAAAGAAAAUCAAUUUUUACAAAAACAAUUAUAUAAAAUAUUAGAUUCUAUAAUACAAGGUAAAAUAACAAAUUUAGGAUAUAAUGAAAAUAUAGAAGAAAUUAAUAAAUUUCAAAAUAUUGAAGAUCAAGAUAAAUUAAUUUAUUUAAAUUUUGAAAUUGAUAGAUUAAAAUUUGAAAUUAAUGAAAAAUUAAUACCAUUUAUGAAUAAAACUAAAACUAAUAAUGAACAAGAUACAAUGAUUAAAAAUUUAAUAAAUGAUAAUUUUAUAAUGAGAGAAGAUAUGAAUUUACAAAGAAUUAUGAUAAAUAGUUUAAGAAAACAAUUACAAUUUUUAUUAUUUUCAAGAAAUAGAAUAACUGGUGGUAAUAAUAGUAAUAAUAAUCAAAAUUUGAAUCCGUUGACAUUUGGUCCAAAUAUAGGAUCACCUUUACAUAAUGAAGAAAUGAUGAUGAUGAUGCCAGAAAUGUAUGAAAUUGGUUCAAGAAGUAAUUCAGAAGAAAGAUUAAAUAUAAAAUUGUAA
Lodderomyces jiufengensis is the source of this 1503-nucleotide messenger RNA. RefSeq lists its product as uncharacterized. Bases 1 to 1503 code for a protein of 500 amino acids. The transcript has a single exon. NCBI's taxonomy places the organism in Eukaryota, Fungi, Ascomycota, Pichiomycetes, Serinales, Debaryomycetaceae. The record is from RefSeq and is a predicted model, not a curated record.